Symbiodinium necroappetens is the source of this 3020-nucleotide messenger RNA. NCBI's taxonomy places the organism in Eukaryota, Dinophyceae, Suessiales, Symbiodiniaceae. The record is from the annotation of a GenBank genome assembly.
AUGUGCAAUGCUCUCUACAACGCACGCUCUGAGGCUGAAAGAGCACAGGCGCACCAGACGCUCCUACCGUUGGUGCAGAAUCCACAGCUGCAGCCUCAAGCGUCCGCAUGCUUUGAUCUUCGCGGCAACAGGCUUGAUGAAGGUGUGGCUGAUACCGAGCUUGCAGCACCACAUCAACGCACAAUCCCUCGCCAGCUCAUCACGUCGCACUGGACGUCCGUGUCCGACCACCAGAAGGAAGAGAUGAGUCAAAACUAUCAGCAGAUGAGCGAUUUGCAGAAUCACACGGCAGCGGGGGCGGAUUCGACUGCAUUUCCCAUGAAAGGCCCCGACCUUUAUCGGAGCGCGCCCAUGGGCGUGUCGCCUGUGGUGAGGCCGCAGCAUCAGAUGGUCACGGCGAAGGUCGACCAGUUUUUGCAGUCCUCUCCUCUGCCAGCUCCCAAGACCAGGGUGGCGGCUUUGACACCUUUGCUGCUCCUGUUUUGUUCACCGACAGUGGCAGAGAAUUCAGAGGAGGCCUACUUUGAUGCACUUGCCAUCCACCUCGGCAAGAAUGCGUCCCUGGCACCAUCCACGCCUUCAAUGCGUGGAACACGUCGAGGCCACUGCACGGAAUCGAACCUCUACAACUGCAUGGGCAACACGAAUUGCUGUGACCCAGCAGCUAAAUGCUUCGCAAAAGAUGCGAAAGUGGCAGUUUGCAAGACGCAGUGCACUCCAGGAAUCCACCUAGACGAUCCCGCACAGUGGCAGACUCCGUGGUCCUGCGACAUCGUCGGUUCUGGCCGGAGUAGCACUGCGGUCUCAGGCCAAAGCGAAAGCGAAGGCCGAUGCUCCACAAGCUACAGAGGCAACUGCCUAAACAAUCCGAAUUGUUGCGAUGGAUCCUUCACCUGCUUUGAGAGGGAUUCGGACUAUGGUGCUUGUCUUCCCCGUUGCCGCGCCGGGAUUCACUGGCAAGACCCUCCACAGUACAGGUUUCCAUGGUCCUGCAGGGCAGUGUAUCCUGGAAAUCCGAGUCCUCCCCCUCCGCCGCCAAGUCCGAGUCCAGGAGGAGGGCAAUGCUCGGCCUCUUGGUCGGUGAAUUGCAAGUGGAAGCCGGUCUGUUGCGAAUCGGGCUUCCAAUGCUACGAGAAGAACAGUGGCUACGGAGCCUGUCUGCCGUAUUGCAACCCUGGCAUCCAUGCAUCGGAGCCCGUGCAGUGGCGAACUCCAUGGACCUGCAGACUUCUUUCACCCGGCGGUUCCCCGGCACCACCGCCCCCGCCCCCUCCGACCCCUCCUCCGACCCCUCCUCCCCCGCCCCCGACUCCGCCGCCAGCGACGUGUACAGGCUCCUUCGUUCAGAACUGUGUGAGCAAUCCCACCUGCUGUGAUGAAUCCUUCACGUGCUACGAGAAGGGCAACGGCUAUGGAGCCUGCCUUCCCUCUUGCCAGCCAGGCAUACACUGGGCAGAACCUCCCCAGUACCGCACCCCAUGGUCGUGCCGAGUUCUGGGAGGUUCUCCAGCACCUCCCCCUCCUCCCCCUCCGACUCCUCCUCCGACUCCUCCAACUCCUCCCCCACCCCCUCCACAGCAGUGCUCGGCCAGCUACUCGGACAACUGCUUGAGGAAGCCGACGUGCUGUAACCCAGCCAUGACUUGCUUCAUGAAGGAUUCAGACUAUGGGCAGUGCUUGCCCUUCUGCAUUCCCGGCAUCCACUGGAACGAUCCACCGAGGUAUCAGACCCCUUGGGCCUGCACACCCGUAGGCGGUUCAGGGCCAUCACCAGCACCUCCACCUCCAACCACAACGGCGCCACCCGCACCGCCGCCACCACCCACGCCACCACCUUCGCCCUCACCAUCCCCACCAACGCCAUCUCCGACUCCGGCACCAGGCGAUCCUUUGGAGAUUCCCUUUGCUGAGCAGUCGCUACACAGUCCCAGCGGUGCCGACCUCCUUACCUUUCAUAUGUACCGAGCCCAGGGGCACAGCAGCUACCCGCCACUCAACGUGAACACCGGGAACCUGGCGGGGAUCAUGUGGUACAUUCAGAACGAAGUGGUCUCUGGCGCCUACGGCUCUGGCAACAAGUUCGGCAUCGAGAGGAUCCGCCGCUUCAAGGUGUCCAUGAAGGCGACGCAGCCUUUGAUCAAUGCUGGCAUGAACUUUGGUGUGCGUGUGGCGUUCGACUUCGGAAACUGUACCGGGCCAUCCUGUAUUUACGAUUGGAAGCACUAUGGCUACAACAUUGGAUGUAACAACCUUGGUUCUUUUCCUUUUCCGAAGUACGAGACCUACUACCCUGGAGGAGUUUGGUACAGCCUGCCAGGGCCCUGCCCACAAAUGCCAUACUACAGUCAAACUCCGCGGUGCGAACAGCUCCAGCCGGGCGGCAAGUGUGGCAGCCCAACGGGAUCUGGAGACUGCACCUGGAGCUACCAGGAUGAAGGUGAGCAGAUCUGGCUUGGAGACGUUUACGGGGCCAGCAACAUGAGCAUGCAACAGUUUUGGAACAACAGCAACUCUACAACCGCCAACGAGUUCAAGAUCAAGAUUGUCCGGGACCUCUUUGAGAAGAAGUAUGGUGCUGAGCUGCCGAACCCGCCUUGCGAUUUCAACUUCCAGGAGUUCUAUCAAGGACAGGAUCCCUCCACGCUGUUGCAUUGGGUACUAGGUCUGGAGAUCUACACAGACUUGACGACCGAUAUGCAGCCCACCAUAGGACCUUCUAUGAGCAGGCAUCGUAGGACGGCUUUGAGCUUCCGGGACACGGCCCUGCCACCGAUCUUCACCAUUGCCAUCCAGACGCUGCAGCAGCUGAGCACUGGUGCCAUCAAUGUCCCGGACAAGAACGACGAGCGCCGGCUUAGCAAGCAGGUCCUCAACCUUUCCUGCAACUGCCUAUCCUUCGACUUCAUGGGAACCAUCCCGGAUGACACCUCCGACGAGCAGGGAACUGUCAUGGUGCCACACAGUUGGAGCAUGCUGCGGGAUGAUGGUAUUCCAAAGCUGUUCUUCGACAUGUACUCCAG